AUGAAGGGCUUCCUGCGCCUCGCGAUCUCCGGAUUGCCCCUGGUGGCCGCGGACUGUCCCAGCUCGCCGAGCGCGGUGCAUGCCAGCUGCAAGGUGUCAGUGACAGCCAAUGCGCCUUGCGCACAAGUCAUGGCUGAGAUGAAAGCGCGUGUGGAUGGGCAGUCAACAGGACUUUGGCACGACCCUCACAACAACGGCACCUACUCCAUGCUUGAUGGAGCACAGGACACCUUGGACUUUCAGCGAAUCACCGGGAAUAAGAAGUACACCGACAAGCUGCGCUUUGACUUCAAAGACGUCGGAAACCAAUGCGAGAUCUCCGGCUGCAGUGCCAGCCAAGUCUUCUCCAUUGCUGACUUCUCCACAAACUACUGCAACCUCCGCAUGUUGUACUGCAGUAGCCAGGACGGUUGCCAUCCAGUGAAGUUUGACUUCAACGCGAAAGAGACUGACGUGAAGCCGUCCCUUGGUGCUGGAAAGAAUCCUUCGGAUUGUUUGAAGGUCGCCGAGGUGUCGCAAGACUUCUUGGCACCGACACAAUGCCCACCCGCGGGCUUUGACACGGUGCAGGACUUCGACCUGGAGAAGUUCAUUGAGAAGCGCUGGUACAUUCAACAGCAGAUGGCGGUGAAUUACCUGCCCGCGAGCCAGAACCGCUGCGUCUAUGCGGAGUACCAGCUGCGCGAGAAGAAGUCCUUCUGGGGCUACGACGUCAGCGUUCACAACCACGCGGAGGAAGUGGCGGCGCCGCACAAGGUGCACGACAGCGGCAAGACGCUCUGUGCAAAGGUGGUGGACAAGGCGCGUGGGAAGUUGGAGGUGGCGCCCUGCUUUCUGCCCACCGUGGCGGCGGGACCUUACUGGGUCUUGGAUUACAGCGAAGAGGAGGGCUAUGCCUUGAUCUCAGGCGGCGCCCCCAAGGAAUCCGCCGGCGACGCGGGGUGCCGCACAGGUACCGGCACCAACGGCGCGGGCUUGUGGAUCUUCACACGGCAACAGAAGAGGGAUGAGGCCUUGGUACAGAAGGUUCGAAGCAUCGCCAAGAGCAAGGGCUUUGACUUGUCCGUGCUGAACGAUGUGGACCAGAGCGAGUGCAGCGAGGCCGCUUCGCGGCGAAGCGAAGCGAAGCGAAGUCCUGGUGGAGCCACCAUCAACGACAUCCGGCAGAAAGCUGGAAGCCAAGUGAACAUCUCUGUGCUGUUGGGGGCCCCGAGACUGGGAGCUGGGAGUGUUUACGAGAAUCGCAUUGGAAUUGGUCUUCACAGUACUGGCAAUCAACGUUUUCCUCCGUAUGAUGCCCGCUUGGCAGUGGCAUGUUCCGAAGAUCAGUACAACGAGCUCAUGAAUGCUCUGCAAGAGUACAUGGACCAGAACUCCUGCACUUCGGAUUGCCAAACCUGGGCUCAAAUAUGUGGCGUUUUCACGUUGUGCAUUCCUCUCUGCGCGGCGAAUUGGUGGGUGUCGAACUACACCUCCCGGUUGAAGGACAUCACCAAAGCAAAGACAAAGACCUGGUCGUGCGAAGCUCGGAUUCAACUCAUGAACAAGGACGAGACACGACGCGCUUCCAUGGUCCCUGAGCAAACGGCCUAUGAUCAACAUGGCCAGCCCCUGAUCGUAACGAAUCUGCAUGGCAGCGCCCCGGAGUGGCCUCCCCUGGGCUACAACGUCAUCCUGGUGUUGCCCAUGAAGGCGGAGGACUGGGCGCAGCAAUGGAUCCCAUCGCAGCCGAUGAUCGGCAUGCCACAGCAGGAAGCCAUGAAUCAGACAUGA
This is a messenger RNA of Cladocopium goreaui, 1773 nucleotides long. The record is from the annotation of a GenBank genome assembly. Lineage: Eukaryota; Dinophyceae; Suessiales; Symbiodiniaceae.